AUGAAACUAUCACCAGAAGGGCAAUUCAGGCUUUGUAUUAUUCAAUCAAUACAUCUUACAUCAUGGCUGCUCAUAUUUCUUAAUCUGAAUUCUGUCUGUUCUCUAAAACCUGCCCAACUUCCGAUGUAUCAAAGGAAACCUUUUAUAGCUGCUUGGAAUACUCCAACAGAUCAAUGUCUGAAGAAAUAUAAUGUAACACUGAAUCUGCAAAUGUUUCAGGUGACUGGAAGCACACUGUCGAAGGCCCGUGGGCAAAAUGUCACUAUAUUUUAUCCUAACAGAUUGGGAUAUUAUCCUUGGUAUACAUCACAUGGUGUCCCCAUUAAUGGGGGUCUCCCUCAGAAUAUAAGCUUGGAAGUACAUCUGAAAAAAGCUGGCCAAGACAUUGACUAUUACAUACCUGCUAAAGAUUUCAGUGGACUUGCUAUUAUAGACUGGGAAUAUUGGCGUCCACAGUGGACUCGGAACUGGAAUGCAAAAGAUGUUUACAGACGGAAGUCAAAAGAGUUGAUUUCUGAUAUGCAAUGCAAUGUAAAAUCUACUGAUAUUGAAUAUUUAGCCAAAGCAACCUUUGAAGAAAGUGCAAAAGAAUUCAUGAUGAAAACCAUCAAAUUGGGAAUUAAAAAGAGACCCAAGGGUCUUUGGGGUUAUUAUUUAUAUCCUGACUGCCACAAUUAUAAUAUGAAUGAACCAAACUAUACAGGUUCAUGCCCAGAAGAGGCAGUAUUGAAGAAUAAUGAGCUCUCUUGGCUCUGGAAUAGUAGUGCAGCUUUAUAUCCUUCUAUUGCUAUUAAGAAAUCCUUCAGAGACCAUGAAACUGUUUUGCACUUCUCAAAAUUUCGGGUGCAAGAAUCUAUGAGGAUCUCUACUAUGACAUCUCAUGAAUAUGCUCUGCCUGUGUUUGUCUACACAAGGCUAGGGUAUAGAGAUGAUCCUUUAUUUUUUCUCUCUCGGCAAGAUCUAAUUAAUACCAUAGGAGAAAGUGCUGCCUUGGGAGCUGCAGGCAUUGUUAUCUGGGGAGACAUGAAUUUAACUUCAUCAGAGGAGAACUGCACCAAGGUGAAUCAGUUUUUGAGCUCUGAUUUUGGGAGCUACAUAGUCAACAUGAGCACAGCAGCUGAGGUGUGCAGCCUUUAUCUCUGCAGGAAUAAUGGGAGAUGCAUACGGAAGACAUGGAAUGCUUCAGAUUACCUCUACUUGAAUAAUGAAAGCUACCACAUAGAGAUAUCUGAGGAUGGAGAAUUUUCUGUGAAGGGCAAUGUGACUGAUGCAGACCUGGCCAUGAUGAGAGAAAAAUUUUUCUGUCAUUGUUACCAAGGAUAUGAAGGGGCUGACUGUCGAGAAAUAAAAGAAGCUGAUGGAAGUGCUGGACUUUCCUCCUGUUCUGGUUCACCAAUGACACUAUGUUUGCUAUCUUUAGCAAGCUACCAAAACAUUCAGGUGGGAGCUCAUUAA
Heterocephalus glaber (naked mole-rat) is the source of this 1455-nucleotide messenger RNA. It is a transcript of the gene Hyal4, whose product is annotated as hyaluronidase 4. NCBI's taxonomy places the organism in Eukaryota, Metazoa, Chordata, Mammalia, Rodentia, Bathyergidae. The record is from RefSeq and is a predicted model, not a curated record. Gene Ontology annotation, cellular component: cytoplasmic vesicle. Gene Ontology annotation, molecular function: hyalurononglucosaminidase activity. Gene Ontology annotation, biological process: carbohydrate metabolic process; hyaluronan catabolic process.